AUGAAUAUGUUGGAUGAUGAAGAUGACCAAAGCUUUCACGCUACGCGUGACGGCUACUCCCAUUUGAGCGAUGUCGAAUGGGAUGCGGUUGAACGAAUGGGUUCGACCAUGGGCAUCCAUGCUGUUAGCGUCAUGCUAGAGGCUCUCAAUAGAGAUGCCCAACAUGCUACUAUCGCCAAGUUCAUUCAAAAUGAAAUUGACGCAGAACGCGAGAAAGUAGCCUUGCUUCACCAACAAGGUUCUCAACAAGCAGAGUUGUUGAGAGAACAAGGUGCUCAACAGUUUGAACUGUUGAGACAGCAGCAGGCUGCUGCUGGCGGGUCGAUGCACUCGCGUCGGACCCGAAACCUUUGA
Peronospora matthiolae is the source of this 354-nucleotide messenger RNA. NCBI's taxonomy places the organism in Eukaryota, Oomycota, Peronosporomycetes, Peronosporales, Peronosporaceae. The record is from the annotation of a GenBank genome assembly.